AUGGACGAUAAAUAUUAUUCAAUACAAGAAACAUUGCAAGAAUUAUCUACUGAAUAUAAAAAACUUGAAAAACUUCGCAAGCUCAUUGUUAUUGACAAUUCUGAUCAUUAUUCUCGGUUUUUAAGUUUUAUUAGUGAAGCUACAUCUCUCGGGAUAAUUUUAAUUCAGCAUCAUAAGCUCUUUGAAGCUUCCCAAAUUCUUAAUAAAGCUCUCAAAAUAGACUUUUUUGCCUCAAAAAUUCCCAAGCAUUCACUAUCACAAGAAAAACUUCUGUUUUAUUCAACCAUGGCAUUUUUCUUUUAUAAGUAAUUUUUCUAUAGUUUGGGCACAUAAAAACCAUCAGGCUUUAAGAUUCAUAUAUGAAAUUCAAUCAGUAAUUUUGACAGCAAAUAAGCACAACAAAACUUUUGAGGCUGAUAUCCAAUUAUGCUGCCACAUAGUGACCUUUAUUAUCAUGUGAUCUAUAAAGCAUUUUCAAAAAGCAGCCACUUAUAUAGAAUUAGCCUCAGAUAUAAUCACAGAAGUCAUGUGUGGAAAUUUAAAUACAAAACUUACUGAAGAGAAUCAAAAAGAAUUGUGUGGAAUUAUCAGCUUAUGCUUAGGCGGAGUAAAGCUAAAACUAGAAAAAAAUACAGAAUCGACUAUCAAAUUGUGCAGAGAAAUGAUGGAAUGCAUAGAAAGCCUUAAAAUUAAAAAUAUUGCUAAAGGAUUUAUAGAAAAAAUUGAGAUCGGAAAUAUAAAUGUGGAAUCAUGCGAAAGCACAUCAACUUUCGAAUUUUUUCCAGAAUCCCAGGAACACAAGAAAAUUAAUGACAUGCCUUCAUUAGAUGGAGAAAUGCAUUUCAUUAAUCAGCCCUUAAAUGAUGAACUCUUAAUCAGCCAAGAUUUUGAUAAUAUCAUAUUUGAAAUUUUAUUUUUAAAAUUUUUGCCUGAGGAUUUCCUUCAAAUUGAUCCUGAAGAAUUCAAAGAAAAGCUGCCUUUAAUUGAAAAUAAGCCAUUUGAUAAAGGUCUGAAACCUAACGAUAUCACCAGAAAAAGUCUUUCUAUCAAAAAAGUAAAAGAUUUCAGAGCGAAAAAUCUUACUCCAUCACCUAUGAGGCCUUCUUCGCGAGCCAAAAUUUUCCAAAAAUUAUCUGGAGAAGUAGUUUUAAAUGCAAGUAAAGUUCAGUCUCCAUUCGUAAGAAGAUCACCAUCACCUAGUUUUGUCCAAAGUCCAUAUUCAAGCCCUGAAAACCACACGAAAAUUGUUAAAAAAGAAAAAGAAAAAAUUGACAUUUAUAAAAAAGAAGCAAUAAGCAGGAGAAACCGACAUUUUUGAGUUGAGCUAAAUCCUUUAAAAGAUGAGAAAUCUAAUGACCGUGGAGUUAGAGUGGAAUUAACUCCUGUUCGGUAUAGAUUUUCAAAGUCCCGGUCAAGCCUACGGUAUAGCUCUCCUAUUAAAUAA
Messenger RNA from Blepharisma stoltei, 1444 nucleotides. NCBI's taxonomy places the organism in Eukaryota, Ciliophora, Heterotrichea, Heterotrichida, Blepharismidae. The record is from the annotation of a GenBank genome assembly.